GGAAAUGUGAAUGCGGUUCAAUUCCAUCCAGAGAAGAGUGGAGAUGUUGGCCUCUCUAUUUUGGGAAGAUUCUUGAAUCCGAAGUCAAACAUGGCAAAGAAGCCUGGGGAAGGAAAAGCUUCAAAACUUGCAAAAAGGGUGAUUGCUUGUCUUGAUGUGAGAACAAAUGAUAAGGGGGACCUUGUUGUAACCAAAGGAGACCAGUAUGAUGUAAGAGAACAUACAAAAGAGAAUGAGGUAAGAAAUCUUGGCAAGCCAGUUGAUCUUGCUGGACAGUACUAUAAAGAUGGAGCUGAUGAGGUCAGCUUUCUAAAUAUUACUGGAUUUCGCGACUUCCCUCUUGGUGAUUUACCGAUGAUUCAGGUAUUGCGAUACACAUCAGAAAAUGUUUUUGUACCCUUAACAGUUGGGGGAGGAAUUAGAGAUUUCACAGAUUCAACUGGGAGGUACUAUUCAAGUUUGGAAGUUGCUUCUGAAUACUUUAGGUCUGGGGCUGAUAAGAUUUCCAUUGGAAGUGAUGCAGUUUAUGCUGCAGAAGAAUAUUUAAAAACCGGAGUAAAGACUGGGAAGACCAGCUUGGAGCAGAUAUCAAGAGUUUAUGGCAAUCAGGCAGUGGUUGUUAGUAUCGUUCCCCGUAGAGUGUAUGUAAAGGAUCCUAAUGAUGUGCAAUUGAAGACCAUAAGGGUUUCAAGUCCAGGUCCAAAUGGAGAAGAAUAUGCAUGGUAUCAAUGUACAGUUAAUGGGGGACCAGAGGGCCGGCCAAUUGGUGCUUAUGAACUAGCAAAAACAGUUAAAGAGCUUGGUGCUGGUGAAAUACUACUUAAUUGCAUCGAUUGUGACGAUAAAUAUAAUUAUGUAUCCUUUAGUUAUAUUUCACUAUAUUUUUUCUUCAUCAAGAGCAGUUUGUUUUUUUCUUCUUUGAAACACUGGUUUUUAACUAAGUCAAAUGGACAUUGUGUAAUUCAUGUAAUUGACCUCACCGAGUGUGAUAAGGCUUUUGUUCGUUUGUAAGAGCAGUUUUUUUUU
Messenger RNA from Glycine soja, 1026 nucleotides. RefSeq names its product imidazole glycerol phosphate synthase hisHF, chloroplastic-like. Bases 91 to 1011 code for a protein of 306 amino acids. NCBI's taxonomy places the organism in Eukaryota, Viridiplantae, Streptophyta, Magnoliopsida, Fabales, Fabaceae. Gene Ontology annotation, biological process: L-histidine biosynthetic process. The transcript has 12 exons. Gene Ontology annotation, molecular function: imidazoleglycerol-phosphate synthase activity. The record is from RefSeq and is a predicted model, not a curated record.